Messenger RNA from Hyaena hyaena (striped hyena), 2166 nucleotides. It is a transcript of the gene UGDH, whose product is annotated as UDP-glucose 6-dehydrogenase. The transcript has 12 exons. Gene Ontology annotation, molecular function: NAD binding; UDP-glucose 6-dehydrogenase activity. Gene Ontology annotation, cellular component: nucleus; cytosol. Gene Ontology annotation, biological process: glycosaminoglycan biosynthetic process. The record is from RefSeq and is a predicted model, not a curated record. NCBI's taxonomy places the organism in Eukaryota, Metazoa, Chordata, Mammalia, Carnivora, Hyaenidae. Bases 281 to 1765 code for a protein of 494 amino acids.
AGGAGGAGCAGGGAUGCGGCUAAGGGCAGAGUCCGCGAGGGCCUGGCUGUGGGGGAAUGAAGCCUCCGCCUUCUCGGGCAGGAGCCUUUAAAUACGGGCUCGGGCCCGGGACUCUGGGUGCAGUGCUUGGCAGCCUGAGGGAGGGGCGUGCGGUGAGGGGAGGUCGGGCGGAGCAGGGCGAGAGUGCAGAAGCUGCGGCAGCGCGGCCCAUAGUAAGGAGCUGUCCGAGCCUUCGGGAGAGGAGCGGCCCCUGCGCUCGGUGUCUGGAAGUAGUUCAAUCAUGUUUGAAAUUAAGAAGAUUUGUUGCAUUGGUGCGGGCUAUGUUGGAGGACCUACAUGUAGUGUCAUUGCUCAUAUGUGCCCUGAAAUCAGGGUAACAGUCGUUGACGUCAAUGAAUCAAGAAUCAAUGCGUGGAACUCUCCUACGCUCCCUAUUUAUGAGCCAGGACUAAAAGAAGUGGUAGAAUCCUGCCGAGGAAAAAAUCUUUUUUUUUCUACCAAUAUUGAUGAUGCCAUUAAAGAAGCUGAUCUUGUAUUUAUUUCUGUGAACACUCCAACCAAAACCUAUGGAAUGGGGAAAGGCCGCGCGGCAGAUCUGAAGUAUAUUGAGGCCUGUGCCAGACGCAUUGUGCAAAACUCACAUGGGUACAAAAUUGUGACUGAGAAAAGCACAGUUCCAGUGCGGGCAGCAGAAAGUAUUCGUCGAAUAUUUGAUGCAAACACAAAACCUAACUUGAAUUUACAGGUACUGUCCAACCCUGAGUUCUUGGCGGAAGGAACAGCCAUCAAGGACCUGAAGAACCCAGACAGAGUACUGAUUGGAGGGGAUGAAACGCCAGAGGGCCAGAGAGCUGUGCAGGCACUGUGUGCUGUGUAUGAGCACUGGGUUCCCAGAGAAAAGAUCCUCACCACUAAUACUUGGUCUUCAGAACUUUCCAAACUGGCUGCAAAUGCUUUUCUUGCCCAGCGGAUCAGCAGCAUUAAUUCUAUAAGUGCCCUCUGUGAAGCAACAGGGGCUGAUGUGGAAGAGGUGGCAACAGCCAUUGGAAUGGACCAGAGAAUUGGAAAUAAGUUUCUGAAAGCCAGUGUUGGUUUUGGAGGAAGCUGCUUUCAGAAAGAUGUUCUGAAUUUGGUUUAUCUCUGUGAGGCCCUGAAUUUGCCUGAAGUCGCUCGGUAUUGGCAGCAGGUCAUAGAUAUGAAUGACUACCAGAGAAGGAGGUUUGCUUCCCGGAUUAUCGAUAGUCUGUUUAAUACAGUAACUGAUAAGAAGAUAGCUAUCUUGGGAUUUGCAUUCAAAAAGGACACCGGUGAUACGAGAGAAUCCUCUAGUAUAUAUAUCAGCAAAUAUUUGAUGGAUGAAGGUGCACAUCUCCAUAUAUAUGAUCCAAAAGUACCAAGGGAACAAAUAGUUGUGGAUCUUUCUCACCCUGGAGUUUCAGAGGAUGACCAAGUGUCCCGUCUCGUGACCAUUUCCAAGGAUCCAUAUGAAGCAUGUGAUGGUGCCCAUGCUGUGGUUAUUUGCACCGAAUGGGACAUGUUUAAGGAACUGGAUUAUGAACGCAUUCAUAAAAAAAUGCUGAAGCCAGCCUUUAUCUUUGAUGGACGACGUGUCUUGGAUGGGCUCCACAAUGAACUACAAACCAUUGGCUUCCAGAUUGAAACAAUUGGAAAAAAGGUGUCUUCAAAGAGAAUUCCAUAUGCGGCUUCGGGGGAAAUUCCAAAGUUUAGCCUUCAGGAUCCACCAAACAAGAAACCCAGAGUAUAGACAUUGCCAUUUUCAUUUGUAAUUUUUUUGGUACUUUAGGAUAGCAGAUAUCUAUCUGAUAUUAAAUGGUAAAUGAACCAAGUGUUUUUAAGGAAACGAAACUAUUUUUUUAAUAAUCAAAUUUAUACUAGCUACAUGGGAAUUAGCAUAUCUGGUAUUAUGAAUCUAGAAUAUUUUUUACAUAUUUUUGUAAUAUCGUUACCUCAGUGAUUGGAUGAGUAGUAAAUAAUCAUGUUGGUUUUAAUGGUGUCGAUUUUUGUAAAAUACAGAUUAAACCUCAAACACUUUUUACCUUACAAAAUGUCCAUAGGCAGCACUUUAAUAUCACAUUGUACACUGUUCAGUUUUUCUAAUCAUUGGUUUAUUUACUUGUCAUUAAAUAUAUAUUUUAAACCAUGAAA